This is a messenger RNA of Triplophysa dalaica, 5418 nucleotides long. RefSeq names its product centrosomal protein 170Ab (gene cep170ab). Lineage: Eukaryota; Metazoa; Chordata; Actinopteri; Cypriniformes; Nemacheilidae. Gene Ontology annotation, molecular function: protein binding. The transcript is spliced from 18 exons. Gene Ontology annotation, cellular component: centriole. The record is from RefSeq and is a predicted model, not a curated record. The coding region runs from base 1357 to 5418 and encodes 1353 amino acids.
UCAUUGCCUCUUCGAGGGAAGAGUGGAAGAGAAAGUAAGAGAAGCCCCCUGCGCUGCUGUAGGUUCAAGUGCGGACGUGACGUGCCAGCGAACUUGACCGUCCAGAGGUAGAUGAUGGACAUGGACCUACAAAACACUCGCAGGAGGAGGAUUCGAGGAAGUCUGAGUGGGAGGGGGGUGAGAGUGAUAAAAACCAAUGAUGGGUUGCAUGUGAACCACAGACCCAAGCAGCCAAUGGGCUGACAAAGAGAGAGAGAGAGAGAGAGAGAGAGAGAGAGAGAGAGAGAGAGACGGCGAGAAUCUACGACUCAUUGGGACUUCCUCAAAUUACAAAAUUUGAGCGCAACACUGAAGAAAUAUUAUAAAAUAUGAUCAUAACAUAGUCAAAUAUAUAAUAUGUUUUUAGUGGAAACUAGAGAAAGGAGUGGACUUUUUAGGUUACGUUUUACGCAAACUAUAAUGGGAAAAGUAUUUCUUUCAUAAUCAAUUUUUUGUGUCAAACCAAAUGAAAGCUUAAAAGUUCUUCUAAACGAAAGCGGCUGUGAGGUGCAAAUUUUGCUGUGCACAAUUGCGCUCUCUAGUGUUUAAUGACUUAAAGAUUGAUCAUUUAAUUGUGUACUUAUAUACAGCACACUUCACUGUAAUUGAUACUUCAGUCUGAUUGAAAUCUUAGUAAAAAAUUGAAAUGAAAGAAAGGUGAAAACAUUAAUGUUUAUUUGAAUUAAUCUCUAAUUGCAUAAUAAUGUAUGUCAAAUUUUAACAUCUGAAUAUACAUUCUUGAGGAACUAUUAAAAAUCAAAAGGGAAAAGGUAAAAAUACAUAUGAUAUUUUAAAAUAUAAGUUUAUAAAACGUUUAAAUACCCAGGCAUUCACUAUUAGUUCUUACUGGAAAGCUUAUUUUUUUACUAUACCAUAAAAUUACCAUUGUAUUAUAAUAAUGAUCACUUUUUAAUUUUGUUUUGAUUUAGUUGUUUUUAGGUUACUGUAACGGAGAAGCGUAUGUCUCAAUGCACCGAUGGUAUUUAAAAAAAGUUAAAUAAACAAAUGUGCUGCUCAUAUUUCCCAGCAAUUUUAAAUUAUUUUCUUAUAUCUGUUGCGACGAGCUAUACAUUAAAACAGCAACAACAUAAGAUAAUCAUUAUCUGCUGACCACAAGUAGCGUCUUUCAUUGUUUUCUUGACGCUGCAGCGCCAUCGUGCGUCAAGAAACGGUACUGCACGUCAGACAGGGAUGGGCAGAGAAGCAGUGCUCCGUUCUCCGAGAAGAACAGACGGAUGUAAUUUAUGAAAUAAAUACACUGGGAUUUACAGGAAGGACCUAAGUAUCGGAGAAAAGAAGAGGAUUGGUCAAGUCAAGAUGAGUUUGACAUCCUGGUUCUUAGUGGGUGGCGGGGGAACAAGGCAUCGCCUUCCCCAGGAAAUGAUCUUCGUGGGACGGGAUGACUGUGAGCUUAUGCUACAGUCUCGCAGUGUAGACAAACAACAUGCUGUCAUUAAUUAUGAAGUAUCGACAGAUGAGCAUAAAGUUAAAGACCUGGGCAGUCUGAACGGGACAUUUGUGAAUGAUGUUCGUAUACAGGAACAGCAGUAUAUUACUUUGAAAAUGGGUGACAAGCUGAGGUUUGGCUAUGAUACCAACCUAUUUACAGUGGUGCGUGGAGAGCUACAUGUUCCAGAGGAGGCGCUGAAGCACGAAAAGUUCACCAGUCAGCUUCAGUUGAUGCAGAAGCUUGAGCAUUCACGAGAAGCCACCAAGAGUCCGGAAUUUAAAGGAGCAGAGGGAGGAAAAGAAACCAAACCUUCUGAACCAUCCCUGAAUGCAGAAGAGAAACUGCCAACAGACAUAGCCAUGCUCCAAAGAGGAACCCCAUUGUAUGGACAGCCAUCUUGGUGGGGUGAUGGUGAUGCAGAUGAUGAGAACUCUGUAAAGCAGGGUACAAGAGUUCCUGACCAAAAACAAGCCAAGUGUGAAGCAGGCCGUAAAGACAAUGCAUCAAAGCAGCAGAUGGUUCCGGGAAACCCACCUCAGAUUUUUGGACCCCAAGAGCCCAGCUACUUUGAGAUCCCGAGUAAGGAGACUCCACCAGUGGAUUGUGGCACUGAAGAAAACCUAAUUAGCAACACAGAGGCAGCGGCAUCAGCUUCCGCAAUCCCACCAUCAGAGGGCGGAGCACAUGGACACGCCUCCUUUACUAUCGAGUUUGACAUGGGCACUUCAGGGAAAGGUAAAGACAAGGCUGCGAAGGGUUUCCAGGACAAUCGGCAGCUUCCGAAAAGAGGGGCUGGGGAGGAGCUGUGUGCCUUGCAGGCGGCCAUGGUGGCAGCGGAGGUGAAGGUGGCUGACUGGCUGGCGCAGAACGAGCUGCCACUGGCUCGCUCCGAAUCCGUAGCGGAGGACGGAGACAGCGCGAAAAGUGACGUGCCGGUUCAGCUGAAAAGCCUAAGAGGCAGUAAGCAUGAAGAUGGCACUCAGAGCGACUCAGAGAACGCCUUGGGAGAACAGCUCACCAGUCGAAGGGCGUUCCUGCAGGAGCGGUACAGAGGAAGGCAGGGUGUUCCGUGGACAGAAGGGCUUUUCUAUGGGAGGGAAGAUCUCCUCCAGCACAAACCAUCUUCUGCAACUAGAAAGAUGGCACCGGUAGGGGGCGAGGCUGGCAAAAUAGCAAACAGUUCAUCGCCGCAGAAAACCAAAAUGGCCAGAGAGCAAAGCUCAGAGUCUCAGGAGACUUCUAACAGAGGACAGACAGAUGACCAAAGCGACAGAGGGACUUACACCAUUGAGCUUGAAAAUGGCAAUGCAGAAGAGGAAGAGGCCAGACGAAUGAUUGAUAAGGUGUUUGGGGUUGAGGAUAAUCAAGCCCUGACACAACUGCGUUUCCCAAAGCAUCAGCGAGAAAGAGGCACCAUCUGUCCAAGAUCCGGAGCCAUGGAAACAACACAAGCUGGUUAUGGUGGUGCAGAGGUGUUACCAGACGACUUAGUUGUGGUUGGCGGUCCAAGGUGGAUCUCACAGUGGGCUAGUCUAGCUGCAAGUCAUAUAAGGACAGAUCCCGAAGGAUCCGGGUCAGAACCUGUUACUUACGUAGAUGACACAUCAGGACACUCAGAACGUAAACGUAGGACCCUUCCACAGCUUCCUACAGAAGACUCUACGGGUCUAGUGGCACCUGAGGGCUCGAAAAGCCAAUUCAGGCAGACGGUCUCUGCAUCUGAGAAACAGGACCUAGAACCUCAAGAGAAAGCAGACCAGCUUAAUAGAACAUCCAAAAGUAGACGCAAAGUAUUAGGAACAACUUUAGGUAGCACAGACGUCAAUCGCUCUAAAGCGAGCAAGGAGGCUUCAACCAAAACUCAUGAGCCGGGACGUAAAGCUGGUCAACAAGGAGCACAACCUAGGCAGACUGGAGCUGGUGAGAGAAAACAAGAUGAUGGUAAACAGAAAAAAGGUGUGGAGGACAGGGAAAAGACAGGGAAGCCGCUAUUGAGACAGGAGAGCUUUACAGUCGAAAGACCAAGCGCUAAUGUUCCUCUGGAGCUCAUACCCUGCAUUGAUGGGCCUGGCACCAAAACGCAACCAAGAGAAAUGGGAGUCAUCGCUGAGGGAAUCGACGUUGCCACCAUGCUGAAAGACUCAGAGGCUGUUGCUUCGUUUUUAGAAACCACUUUAUCAGACCUGGCAGAUCCCCUCAGCUACUCCCUGGAGGGCUCAGUCUCACCUGAAUCGGACAUUGAUACGACAAGCACUGUCAGCCAAGCUGGGGGAGAGGGUGGACGAAAGACAGCACAGAAGAAACGUUCAUCUGGAGGUCAAGGCCGUGACACAAACAAUAAGAACACCAGCACAACAGAAAAGAAAGGCAAAAUGCAGCCCUCCGGCUCCAAGGCUUGGACCUCUCUCGACCUCACAGAUGAUGACUUGAGCUCCUCUCUCCCGCAUGACACAGCAUCUACCACGCGGACGCAUGGCCGCGGUCAAAACAUCAGCACUAGAGCAGAGCCCACAGGCAGUAAAACUAGAGGAGCAAAGACACCAGCAGCUCCUACACCGGCAACCUCUAAACCAACCACCCUUCCCCGGCCCAGACCCACAAGGGCUUCCCUCCUUCGCCGUGCACGACUGGGCGACGCUCCUGACACCGAUCAUACCGAUGCUGACCGUAUGUCUGUGGCAUCUGAGGCAUCUACGGCGAGUUCUGCAUCGAGACCUUCAGCUGGCCGCAGGACACUCUCUCGGAUUGAAGCCCUUGCGCAACCACGAAGGCCGAGAGUGUGUUCUCCUUCAGCUCGGAGUGAUUCGGAGGCUACAUCAGGCAGGGUAAGGAGCUUCACCCCACGUCCGGCUCCUGAGAGCGGACUGCGCCUGGGCCUCAGAUCAACAGCAACCUCCUCUUCUGUGGUGGUCCCCAGAGCCAGGGCAAAUAGUGCUUCCAAACUACCUGAUAAAUGUGCUGGUGCUCCCCAUGUUCAAAGUACACCAGCAGCAGGUGGAAGGUGGCGCCGUGUACCUAUUGAAUAUGCUUCUACCUCUGAAGAUGAGUAUGGCUCGAACCGUCACCCCAGUCAGAACAACCUACUACGUCCAUUGGCUCCACGGGUGACUCAGCUUGGCGGUUCGGCCCCUGCAACACCCAGCCCGGGAGGUUUCUCUAUGCUUCAACCCCAGUCUUGCAGAGAACAGGAUGAUUACAUGAGAGACUGGACCGCUCACAGCGAAGAGAUCGCCAGAAUCAGCCAAGACCUGGCAAAGGAUCUGGCCAUGUUGGCGCGCGAGAUUCACGAUGUUGCCGGUGAGAUUGACUCCGUUAGUCCUUCCUCCGCUCCCCAAGCUUCAGUUGAUGACCGUGUCCUCGAGAACGUUCUUGGCAGUGCUCCAGAAAUCAGUUGCAGAGGUGUAGAAUUAAGACCUCGUGGGAAUAUCUGCAGUCAGGAUCCAAGAUCCAUCCGCCGUCAAACCUGGAGCAGAGAUGAGGGCGUGCUGGACAGUUUGUUGCUGGCAUCGGUUUCACAGCUCUCAGCAAAAAUCAGACAAGCUGUGGAAAAGACAGGCAACAAAAUAAGGAUUUUAUUCAAGGACAAAAACCGAAAGUGGGAAGAGAUUGAGAGAAAACUGCAGGCGGAGAAUGUGGUGCCUCUCCUCACGACUUCCAACCAGGAGAUCUCCUCCAUACUUCAGAACCUGAAGAGAGUGGAGCGACACUUGCUAGUGAUCGAUGUCAUGGUAGACCCUGAUGGUACUUUGGAUGCUCUGAGCAGUCUGGGUUUGACCAGCCCUCUGUUGGCUGAGAACAGAAUUAGUCCUGGCACACAGGAUCCAUCCAUCAGCCAGGCCGGGGAGGGAUCUGCUUAUUCAGAGGUCGCAGAACGAGAUCUCGGCCCGCAGGAGAAGAGAAAAGAGCAGCACACUGCCAAUCGAAACUAA